AUUGCUAAGGACAUAUCAAUAGUAUGUUCCCUAGUCAAUGUAAAUGGGGAAUGGGGAAUACAUGGUGGAAUCUUCGUAAUUCAGACCAUCUCUCAUCUCUAAAUCUCCAUCAGGCCAUCUCCAGAACAAUACAUACCCGAAGACAUCCCACUUAGGUUACAGCAGUCAUUGUUGCACAAACCAGGAUAAGAUCAGGGUUCAUCUCUCUUAUGUAACAAGUAAUUGGAUAAAAAUAUCUUGCCAUAUAAAGUCGUUAAAAAAAAAUAGAUACAGAUCGUCAAUAUGUCGUCAAUGUAUGUUAAUGAGAUAAGUAUCUACGUAUUAGUCAAGUGUAUUACGUGGUAUCCAACGGAAGUAAGCUUAGUAUUUAAAAGACACAAACGUUGCAUUCAGGACGUGUACAGCACCUCGGAUGAACAUGGUGAGUGGGUAUAUGUCAUGCAUAGUGCCUUAAGUUUCGCCUGUUUGGGCACUUUAAAGUAUUUCAGAAAACUUACAAGAAUAUUUCAUUCGCAUAACGAUUUUCGUGUAUUAAAUGUAUGUCUCUCUCUUUAUUCUCGAAGUGGUUCUUUGUGAUGCUGGUCGCCUUUGGCAGUCACCAGUCUAACGCGCAGAACUCCUCGACUUACGAACUUUUAGACAAAUCAACUGGACAAACUCUCACCUGUUUGAUGUGCGAGCCAGGGUACCAUCUCGUCCAGCACUGCUCUGCCACCCACCCCACAAAGUGUGCGCUGUGCAACCAUGGUCUUUAUACCGAGUUUUGGAAUUUUGUCGCCAACUGUCUAAUAUGUGACACCUGCGCUGACAACCAAGUUAUCUCACACCAGUGCUCACCUUCUCAAAACACCAAGUGCGUUUGCAAAGAGGGCUACUUCUGGAAUAGGUACUUCUGUCAGAGACACAAAGUGUGUGGCUCUGGAUACGGCGUAAAGACAAAAGGCACACCAUAUGAAGACACCGAAUGUGAGCUUUGUCAGAGCGGAUUCUACGCAGCUGGAAAACCAGGACAUGCUACUUGUCAGCAGUACACCGACUGUGAAAAGAACGGCCUGAUAACGGUUCUCAAGGGCAAGAUAUGGCAUGAUGCUAUCUGCGCUUCCUGUGAUAACGUCCAUAAAGAUGGGGCUGAGUUCCUCCGUGGCAUCCUUCCUGAUUUCUUCAGCCAUUACAGCAUGAAUAAAAAUAAACUGCAACGACUUGUGAGAAGGAAGCUUCAGACAGCAGUCAAGAGAAUUUCCAGGAGAAUGAUCAGAAGAAUUGAAAUGAGUGACCUUCUCAAGCAAAUAACUGCUUGGGUCAGCAAAGCUAGUGUGCAGGAUCUGAGGAAAUUGCCAGAGAAGCUUGAAGAAGUGCAACUUUACCAUGCUGCUGAACAACUUCAGCGUAAAAUGGCAAGAUUAGAUGUAGAAGUCAAACGUUGUGAUGUAAGUUGUGAGUAAAAACGAACAUCAUAGACUAGGCAGCUACAGUGAACUUGGAUUGAACCUUUACAUCGAUGCAUGUAGUGUUACGAUACGUAAACAUGACAAAUUCAAUAAGAGUCAUUGUGGUUUUAUACAGUGUGUAUUUAUGUAUUUAUGUGUGAGGCAUCACUAUUGUAUGCUGCGGCAUUACAUGCAAAAUGCUUAAAUUCAGGCAGCUAUUUAAGUGAAAGAGAGUUUGAUUUAGUUUAAUCUUUAAAUACGUCUGUUACAUCAAUAAAUCGCUGAGAACUA
Messenger RNA from Clupea harengus (Atlantic herring), 1718 nucleotides. RefSeq names its product tumor necrosis factor receptor superfamily member 11B-like (gene tnfrsf11b). The transcript is spliced from 3 exons. The record is from RefSeq and is a predicted model, not a curated record. Gene Ontology annotation, molecular function: protein binding. The coding region runs from base 540 to 1442 and encodes 300 amino acids. Lineage: Eukaryota; Metazoa; Chordata; Actinopteri; Clupeiformes; Clupeidae.